Spinacia oleracea (spinach) is the source of this 1597-nucleotide messenger RNA. RefSeq names its product anthocyanidin 3-O-glucosyltransferase 5. Gene Ontology annotation, molecular function: UDP-glycosyltransferase activity. The record is from RefSeq and is a predicted model, not a curated record. Lineage: Eukaryota; Viridiplantae; Streptophyta; Magnoliopsida; Caryophyllales; Amaranthaceae. The transcript has a single exon. The coding region runs from base 11 to 1423 and encodes 470 amino acids.
UAAUCAUAUCAUGGUGAUCCCAUCAAAAACCCACAUUGCUCUCCUUGCUAGCCCGGGAUUCGGCCAUUUCAUCCCCGUGGUAGAGCUCGCUAAGCGCCUUGCUGGCCUACACGGGCUCACCAUCACGUUGUUCGCCAUCACCCCGGAGGUACACCCGGUCCAAGACGAGCUGCUUCGGUCUGCCACUUCCUCGUGGCCCGGACUCAUCAACACCGUCAUUCUCCCCUACGAAGAACCAACGUUUCCGUCAAACGUGGACCCCGUCCCUCGGAUGUUGGCAAUGAUAAGGAGUGUCUUCCCUUCGUUACGAUCCUCGAUUUCUAGCAUGACGGAGAAGCCUAUAGCCUUGAUUGUGGAUCACUUUGGUACGGAGGCAAUAAGGGCAGUUGCUAACGAGUUCAACAUGUUGAAGUUCGUGUUCAUUUGUACUAAUGCAUGGUUUUUGUCCUACAAUUUAUAUCUACCCUAUGUAAAAGAGGUUAUAAAACGGGGUGAACCGUUUUAUAUCCCCGGUUGUGAACCACUUGUGGGUGACGAUAUACGUGAAUUCACCUUUUUCCCCGAGUACCAAACUCACAAGGACUUUGUUCAUAUAGGGUACGAUAUUGCAUCCUCUGAUGGCAUUUUGGUGAAUACGUGGGAUGAUCUUGAGCCCGAAACGCUUCUCGCGUUUAAGGAUACAAGGUUCAUGAAGCGUAUUGUUAAACCCCCGGUUUAUCCAAUUGGACCGUUGGUUCGAACAGGCGAACCAACGGGUGCAAAACCGGAGAUAUUUAGGUGGUUAGACUGUCAAGCAAGUGGGUCCGUUGUUUAUGUAUCAUUUGGAAGUGGUGGGACCAUAUCAACACAACAAACGAUUGAAUUAGCUUGGGGAUUAGAGUUAAGUAUACAACGUUUUAUUUGGGUGGUUCGGCCUCCAAUAGAAAAUGAUAGUGCCGCUUUCUUACUUACGCCCAUGGAAAAUGAUGCGGAUGGGUUGAUCUCCAAGUAUCUACCAGAUGGGUUUUUGGGCCGAACUCGUGAUAUGGGCUUUGUUGUACCAAUGUGGGCCCCACAAGAGGAGAUCUUGGCCCAUGGAUCAAUCGGGGCGUUUUUUUCUCAUUGCGGGUGGAAUUCGUCUUUGGAGAGUAUUGUGAAUGGGGUGCCUAUAAUCGCUUGGCCUCUUUAUGCCGAGCAGAAUAUGAAUGCGACUAUGCUCGUAAAACACCUUGGGGUCGCAGUCCGACCAGAGGUGAACCCUAGUAAGGAGCUAGUGAGAAGAGAUGAAAUAGCAAAAAUGGUGAGAAGGGUGAUGGUGGAUGAGGAGGGGAUAGGCAUAAGAAAAAGGGUUAAUGAUUUGAAAGAAAGGGCAAAGAAAGCAUUGAGUGAGGGUGGAACUUCCUACAAUGCAUUGUCCGAGGUAGUUAAAAAAAUUGGAGAUUAAAUUUUCUAUUUGUGAAACUAAAGCUUACUAAAUAAAGAGGCUAAGGUUAAUGUCCUUAAAAUUGCUUUCUUUUGAUUUGAUAUUGCCCUAAGCAUUUAGUGGAAGUUGUCAAUUAGUUGACCAUUACAAUAGAUGUACAUUAAAACAAAGGAAGGGGUAUACUUUUAUGUUCGU